This is a messenger RNA of Punctularia strigosozonata HHB-11173 SS5, 354 nucleotides long. RefSeq lists its product as uncharacterized. Bases 1 to 354 code for a protein of 117 amino acids. The record is from RefSeq and is a predicted model, not a curated record. NCBI's taxonomy places the organism in Eukaryota, Fungi, Basidiomycota, Agaricomycetes, Corticiales, Punctulariaceae. The transcript has 2 exons.
AUGAAGCCUUACGUGGCGUUGACGGUCAAGCCGAGCGCGGUGGUGGAGGAGGUGCCGCGGGUGCGGACGAGGAGCAUGAACGGGGGAGAGUACUUUACUCAGGCGAAGCUGGAUUUCCGGCGAUGGAACGAAGGCUCGCCCGAGGCGCUCGACAUCCCACUGCUGCAGGGCAAGCGCGCCAAGGCCGCGGAAGCGCUGAUCCGGGAGCUCGAGGUGGACGAGAGCUCGAGCGCGGCGAGGGGGGCUUCGGCCCGCGCGCAUACGCCGGCGUUCACGAGGGGGAAGGACGGGGAGAUCGUGUACGAACCCGCGUCGGACGGGAGCAAGGGGGUUGUGUCGCGAGCGGAUAGAUGA